Polyodon spathula (Mississippi paddlefish) is the source of this 1857-nucleotide messenger RNA. RefSeq names its product syntaxin-binding protein 1. The transcript is spliced from 19 exons. Gene Ontology annotation, biological process: intracellular protein transport; vesicle-mediated transport; neurotransmitter secretion. Gene Ontology annotation, molecular function: syntaxin binding. Bases 148 to 1857 code for a protein of 569 amino acids. Gene Ontology annotation, cellular component: plasma membrane; secretory granule. Lineage: Eukaryota; Metazoa; Chordata; Actinopteri; Acipenseriformes; Polyodontidae. The record is from RefSeq and is a predicted model, not a curated record.
CGGUGACGUCGGGCUCCCGUCCGAUUCCCGCAGUCAGCUGAGAGAGAUAGGGAGAGCACAUCCUUUAGAAACAGCAAAACCGAGCUGAGAGAGAGAGAGAGAGGGGGAGAGAAAAAAAAACUCACAGACGAAUAAUCGAGAGGCAUCAUGGCACCCAUCGGACUGAAGGCUGUGGUCGGCGAGAAGAUCAUGAACGAUGUCAUCAAGAAGGUCAAGAAGAAGGGAGAAUGGAAGGUUCUGGUGGUGGAUCAGCUCAGUAUGAGGAUGCUGUCGUCCUGCUGCAAGAUGACGGACAUCAUGACAGAAGGGAUAACCAUCGUCGAAGACAUCAAUAAACGAAGGGAGCCGCUGCCGAGUCUGGAAGCCGUGUAUCUCAUCACCCCCUCUGAAAAGUCUGUGCACACGCUCAUCGCAGACUUCAAGGACCCGCCCUCUACGAAGUACAAAGGGGCCCACGUGUUCUUCACUGACUCCUGCCCGGACCCCCUGUUCAACGAGCUGGUGAAGUCUCGCGCAUCAAAGACCAUAAAGACCCUCACAGAGAUCAAUAUAGCCUUCCUUCCGUACGAGUCACAGGUGUACUCUCUGGACAACCCAGACGCGUUCCAGGACUUCUACAGCCCCCACAAGACCCAGCUGAGGAACCCGUUGAUGGAGCGACUCGCUGAGCAGAUCGCCACCCUCUGUGCCACCCUGAAGGAGUACCCAGCCGUGCGAUAUCGGGGGGAUUACAAAGACAGCGCCACACUGGCUCAGCUGGUCCAGGAUAAGCUGGAUGCCUACAAGGCUGACGACCCCACCAUGGGGGAGGGUCCAGACAAGGCUCGCUCCCAGCUUGUGAUCCUGGACAGAGCCUUCGACCCGGCCUCCCCGGUGCUGCACGAGCUCACCUUCCAGGCAAUGAGUUACGACCUCUUGCCCAUCGAGAACGACGUCUACAAGUACGAGACGAGCGGCAUGGGGGACUCGCGGGAGAAGGAGGUCCUGCUGGACGAGGACGAUGACCUGUGGAUGACGCUACGACACAAACACAUCGCCGAGGUCUCCCAGGAAGUGACCCGCUCGCUGAAAGAGUUCUCAGCCAGUAAGAGGAUGAACACUGCUGGAGAAAAGACUACCAUGAGGGACCUGUCUCAGAUGCUGAAGAAGAUGCCGCAGUAUCAGAAGGAGCUCAGCAAGUACUCGACUCACCUGCACCUGGCUGAGGACUGCAUGAAGCACUACCAAGGGACUGUGGACAAGCUGUGCCGCGUGGAGCAGGACCUGGCGAUGGGCACGGACGCGGAGGGAGAGAAGAUCAAGGACCCCAUGAGGGCCAUCGUGCCAAUCCUCCUGGACGCCAACGUCUCCACCUACGACAAGAUCCGCAUCAUCCUGCUCUACAUCUUCCUCAAGAACGGAAUCACGGAGGAGAAUUUGAACAAGCUGAUCCAGCACGCGCAGAUCCCCCCGGAGGAUAGUGAGAUCAUCACCAACAUGGCACACCUUGGGAUACCCAUCGUCACCGACUCGACGCUACGGCGCCGGAACAAACCUGACCGCAAGGAGCGCAUCAGCGAGCAGACCUACCAGCUCUCCCGCUGGACACCGGUGGUCAAGGACAUCAUGGAGGAUGCCAUUGAGGACAAGCUGGACACGAAGCACUACCCUUACAUCUCCACCCGCUCCUCUGCCUCCUUCAGCACCACUGCUGUCAGUGCUCGCUAUGGACACUGGCACAAGAACAAGACUCCCGGGGAGUACCGGACCGGGCCGCGUGUCAUCGUCUUCAUCAUCGGGGGCGUGUCCUUCAGCGAGAUGCGCUGCGCCUACGAGGUCACGCAGGCCAACGGGAAGUGGGAGGCCGUCAUCGCUUAA